Messenger RNA from Auxenochlorella protothecoides, 1782 nucleotides. RefSeq names its product Peptidyl-prolyl cis-trans isomerase CWC27-like protein. The record is from RefSeq and is a predicted model, not a curated record. Gene Ontology annotation, cellular component: catalytic step 2 spliceosome. Gene Ontology annotation, biological process: protein folding; protein peptidyl-prolyl isomerization. Gene Ontology annotation, molecular function: peptidyl-prolyl cis-trans isomerase activity. The coding region runs from base 1 to 1782 and encodes 593 amino acids. Lineage: Eukaryota; Viridiplantae; Chlorophyta; Trebouxiophyceae; Chlorellales; Chlorellaceae. The transcript is spliced from 9 exons.
AUGUCCAACGUCUACAACCUUGAGCCCCCCACCAAGGGAAAGGCGGUGCUGAGAACCAGCCUGGGUGAUCUUGACGUAGAGCUGUGGGCCAAGGAGGCCCCAAAGGCGGUGCGCAACUUUGUCCAGCUCUGCUUGGAAGGUUAUUAUGACGGCACCAUUUUCCACAGGGUGCUCAAAGACUUCAUGGCUCAAGGCGGCGACCCCACCGGCACGGGCCAGGGUGGCGAAUCCAUCUACGGCCGCCCCUUCAAGGAUGAGGUGCACAGCAGGCUGCGCUUCACCCACCGCGGGCUGCUGGCCUGCGCCAACCAGAACAAGCCGGACACCAACGGCUCGCAAUUCUUCAUUACCCUGGAUGCCACGCCCCAACUGGAGCGCAAGUACACCAUAUUUGGACGCGUGGCGGGCGACACCCUGUACAACCUGCUGCGCUUUAACGACCUAGAGGUGGGCGAGGACGACCGGCCGGAGCACCCCCCGGUCCUGAAGAGGGCAGACGUGCUGUGGAACCCUUUCGAUGACAUUGUGCCGCGAGUGGACAGGGAGGCCAGGGAGGCUGAGGCCGCCGAGGCAGCAGCAGCGGCGGCGGCCAGGGCCAAGACCUUGCAGCGCAAGGCCGCCAAGAACUUCAGCCUGAUCUCAUUCGGGGACGAGGCCGAGGCGGAGGAGGAGGCCGCCGUGGAGGCGGCUGCCUCCCUGAAGAUCGCCUCGGCGCACGACGCCCUGCACGACGCCCACCUGUCCAAGGAGGCGGCCCUGGACGUGGAUCUGAACAGGCGAGUCGCGGGCUGUGGAUGUGGGCGCUUCCAGCUGCUAUGGCUGGUGGUAGCUGCUGUGGCUGGUGGUAGGAGUGAGACCCUUGUGCGGGAGGCCUUGCGGUCCGCCAGGCAGCGGCAGGAGGAGGAGGCUCCCCCCUCGACCAGCGCCGCGCCUGCCCCCCAGCCGUCCGACCUGGAGUCACGCAUGCGCGAGCGGGUGCAGGCCCGGCGUGCAGCCAAGGCGAGCGAGGGGGAGGGGCGGCCCGGCCAAAAUCAGUCGCCCAGCGGAAGUGGCGGCGAGGAGGACGAGGAGGACGGGGACGCAUCCGAGGAGGACGGGCGGCCGCGCAGGAGGGCGGCGCGCUCCCUGGCAGGGACGGGGCAGGGCAAGCGCUCCACGGCCGCUGUGGUGGUGCCCUCCAGGCAGAUUGCCGUGGCCGAUGCCAACCUGCUGAGCAGCUGGGAGAAGCGGAGGAAGGAGUACCUGGAGCGGAAAAGAAUCGGCGGCAGCCGGCAGAGGGACACGCUGAGCAAGUUGCAGCGCUUCACGUCCAACCUCCGGUCAGCUGCAGGGCCCGGCUCCAGCGCCGGAGCCGAGGCAGGGCCCAGCACAGAUGGAGUAGAAGCCGCAGGGCCCGGCCCAGACGGCGCAGCUGCGGCAGCACCGGCCUCUCAGGACCGCAGCGGAGCGCCAGAGGGCGCCACGCCAGACCCCGACUUCCAAGGGUAUGACGGCAGGGUGAGGCAGGACAUCGCGCACGAGGCCUACAUGCCGGCUGCCUGGAGGGUGGACGCCUACUUGGGAAAGGACGGCGAGGACGAGAGCGACGACGACCUCGCCAGCUUGAGGAAGCACAGGCUCGCAUUUGUCAAGGACGCCCGGGAUGCCAUGGCCAGGAAGGAAAGCGUGGAGGAUUACACCGUGCACGACCCGCUGCUCGAGGCGGGCAAGGCCAAAUUCAACAAGAAGUCGCAGGCCGAACGAAAACGCGGCAAUCAGUGGGCGGGGCGGGCGAACAACUAG